AGCUCCCGGAGAACUGGACCGAUACCCGUGAGACGCUGCUGGAGGGGAUGCUCUUCAGCCUCAAGUACAUGGGCAUGACACUGGUGGAGCAGCCCAAGGGAGAGGAGCUCUCUGCAGCCGCUGUCAAAAGGAUCGUUGCCACCGCGAAAGCGAGUGGAAAGAAACUGCAGAAAGUGACUCUGAAAGUCUCACCCAGAGGGAUCGUGUUAAACGACAGCGGAACGAACGAGCUGAUCGAGAACGUCUCCAUAUACAGGAUAUCCUACUGCACGGCAGACAAGAUCCACGAUAAAGUGUUUGCCUACAUUGCCCAGAACCAGCUCAAUGAGAACCUGGAGUGCCAUGCCUUCCUCUGUACCAAACGGAAAAUGGCACAAGCAGUCACCCUCACUGUAGCCCAAGCCUUCAAAAUCGCAUUUGAGUUCUGGCAGGCAGCUAAGGAAGAGAAGGAGAAGCGGGAGAAGUCCAUCUUGGAAGGAGAAGGGACAAGCAGCCCCAGCUCGGACACCCCUGCCCAUCCUGACACACCAGCAGCCACGGGGAACUUGCUGGAUUUAGAAGAUCCAUCCAAAUCGCCCCUGACCAGCAGCACAAACUCUCCACACUUGGAUAACAGCGUGUUUGGGCCCAGCUCCUCUGUAAAUAACAACGUGGUGUGGGAAAUGGAUGAUGGUCUCGACGAGGCAUUUUCAAGACUGGCUCAGUCGAGAACAAACCCUCACGUCCUCGACACGGGACUGACAGCUCAAGACAUCCAGAGCGCAGAAACGCUCUCACCUGUAGACUGGAACAAAAUAGAGUCCAACACAGGCGAGAAAGAUGAUCUGUUCAUGUUUUGAGGUCAAACACAUUGAAGAGCUGACAAGAGAAGAACCACUAAAAGUCUAUGGACUGAAUCGUGCUGUUGCGGGUGCUGUACGCGAGGGACUCUUCUGAGGGCUCUUCACCAAGUCAGGUGAUGUUACAGCACAGUUUAGACCAAAGCUUUAGAAAUCUAAUGUGGAUUUUUGUACGUUGCUUUUAUCUAAACCACAAGAUGCUCUUGAACAUAUUUAUUCAUAGCCGUUACAGUUUACAUAUAUUAUUGGAAGGUGUCUAGAGCAUCUACGGUAUUAGGUGGCAUUAGACCAUGAAAGAACCUUCAGCAGUGCCUGUUCCUCUCUGAAAAAAAGACUAUGCAACACCAAAGUCUCCCUGUAUAUACUUCCCUAGACAAAGACCUGCAGAUGCAAAUGCAAUUGCAAGCACAACUGUUACUAAUCCACUGUUUCUUGAACAACACAUCACCUGCCU
Molecule: messenger RNA, 1293 nt
Organism: Antrostomus carolinensis (chuck-will's-widow)
Lineage: Eukaryota; Metazoa; Chordata; Aves; Caprimulgiformes; Caprimulgidae
Gene: LDLRAP1
Product: low density lipoprotein receptor adaptor protein 1
Exons: 8
Cellular component (GO): early endosome
Source: RefSeq, a predicted model, not a curated record